CGCCGCCCUCAGCCAAACACAUGAACUUUGUCACAUUUGAGUUUUUCCAGACAGUUUGAACUUUUCCCAGCCCGUCCUGCGGCUCCUCCACCAUGUCCGUGUGGCUCUCCGCUGCGGCCGGCCUGGCCAUCCUGGCCUUCGCAUACAUCCGGGCUUUCUGCCCGUACUUCAGCGAUGACUGCGCCUACAUGCUGCGGAGCCUCAAGCUGGGCAUCAGGGUCACCAAGUACAGGAAGUCCAAACCUUUCUACAGCAUCCUGGACUGCUUCUUGGACGCGGCGAAGAGGCAACCCACCAAGACCUUCAUCCUCUUCGAGGGCCGCUCGUUCAGCUACGGAGAGGCGGACCUGCAGAGCAACAAGGUGGCCCGGGCUCUGCAGGCUGAAGCCCGGCUGAAGGAGGGCGACACCGUGGCUCUGUUUCUGCCUAACGAGCCCAGCUUCGUGUGGACCUGGCUCGGUUUGGCCAAGCUGGGCUGCCCGGCGGCUCUGCUGAACUUCAACAUCAGAUCCAAGUCUCUGCUGCACUGCUUCUCCUGCUGCGGGGCCAAAGUGCUCAUUGCCGCUCCAGAGCUGCUGGAUGCGGUGGAGGAAGUUCUGCCGACGCUCCGGGAUCAGGGCAUCCGGGUGUUCCUCCUGUCGGACCGCUGCAGCGUUGAAGGAAUCACCGCUUUGUCUGACAAGAUCGCCGAAGCCUCCGACCGGCCGCUGCCUCCGGAGCUGCGGGCCAACAUCCACAUCCGCAGCACCGCGCUCUACAUCUACACGUCCGGCACCACCGGUUUGCCUAAAGCAGCUGUUGUCACCCAUGAGAGGGUGUGGGCCGCGUCCUUCGUCCAGGCAUCGAGUGGAACCACAGCAGACGACAUUUUCUACAUCAACCUGCCUCUGUACCACAGCGCCGGCUUCCUCAUCGGGAUGGCCGGAGGCAUCGAGAGAGGUCUCACUCUUGUUCUGAGGAAGAAGUUUUCAGCCUCUCAGUUCUGGGACGACUGCAGGAAGUACAACGUGACGGUGAUGCAGUACAUCGGCGAGACGCUGCGUUACCUCUGCAACAUGCCAAAGAAAGAAAACGAGAAGAACCACAAAGUUCGAAUCGCCAUCGGGAACGGAGUCCGAAGCGACGUGUGGAGCGAGUUCCUGAAUCGAUUCGGCGACAUUAAGGUCAGAGAGUUGUACGCCGCCACCGAGGGAAACAUCGGCUUCAUCAAUUACACGUCCAAGAUCGGAGCGGUGGGACGCAUCAACCUUCUGCACCGGCUUUUCUUUCCUUACACUUUGAUCAAGUUUGACAUCGAGAAGGAGGAGCCCGUCAGAAACUCGGAGGGUCUGUGCAUCAAAGCAGAAACCGGUGAAACUGGGCUUUUGGUUGGAAAAAUAACUUGGCGCUCUCCGUUUAUCGGCUACGCCGGCAACAAGCAGCAGACGGAGAAGAAGAGGCUUUACGACGUCCUGAAAAAAGGCGACCUGUACUUCAACACCGGCGACCUGCUUCGGUUCGACCACGAAAAGUUUGUUUAUUUUCAGGACCGAGUGGGCGACACGUUCAGGUGGAAAGGUGAAAACGUUGCCACAUCAGAGGUCGCAGACAUCCUCACUUUGGCUGCCUGCAUCUUAGAAGCAAAUGUUUAUGGUGUUAAAGUGGAAGGUCACGAGGGUCGGAUCGGCAUGGCAGCCGUCACUUUGAAAGAAGGAGAAACCUUCGACUCCGCAGCCGUCUACAAGCAAGUCGUCUCCUACCUGCCGGCCUACGCAAGACCCAGAUUCCUACGGGUUCAGCCGUCCCUGGAGAUGACGGGGACGUUCAAGAUGAAGAAGGUGAAACUGGUGGAGGACGGAUUCAACCCCGCGCUCAUCAGUGACCCGCUUUACUUCCUGGACCCGGACCAGAAGACGUACGUCCCUCUGACGGAGGAGAUCCACGGCGCCAUCGCUGCAGGAAAAAUGAAGCUCUAACAGAAACUUAACUCUGAAGUGAACUUUGUGUUUUAAUUGAAGACGUAACUUCUUCUCAUGCGUGGAGCGUAACGAUCGUCUAAUCUCAGGGAGGAACUUUGACGCAGCACUUCGGGUUUGAAGAGACUUUUUUAUUAAUGCGUUUGCAGCUUUAGAGUUUUUUUAAUUUUACCAUCCUGACUUCAAAUCAGUUUUUAAAUAAAUGGUGCCAAUAUAAAAAUA
This is a messenger RNA of Xiphophorus couchianus (Monterrey platyfish), 2177 nucleotides long. It is a transcript of the gene slc27a2, whose product is annotated as solute carrier family 27 member 2. Gene Ontology annotation, molecular function: long-chain fatty acid transmembrane transporter activity; long-chain fatty acid-CoA ligase activity. The record is from RefSeq and is a predicted model, not a curated record. Gene Ontology annotation, cellular component: endoplasmic reticulum membrane; plasma membrane. The transcript is spliced from 10 exons. Bases 93 to 1955 code for a protein of 620 amino acids. Gene Ontology annotation, biological process: long-chain fatty acid metabolic process; long-chain fatty acid import into cell. NCBI's taxonomy places the organism in Eukaryota, Metazoa, Chordata, Actinopteri, Cyprinodontiformes, Poeciliidae.